UUUGUUGUGCGCAAGCGCCAGCAUCGCUUGCUCGCUUGCCUGCGUUUCCAGAUUAAAAAAACAACAUGAAACCGUAUAGCUAGCUUGCAUAUCUGAUUAACGUUCAUUCUAAACAAAGAUAUGUAGAUUAGUUUACGCUUUUUUACACCUCAACACAGAGUUUCUAGUGAGAAAGAAACGAUAAGGACAUUGAGGGCGAUACCCAGCCGGGCUAUGCUAGCCCAGCUAGUUAGCUAAGUAACUAGUACAGCUUUGGUCAUAGUUCUGCGCUGAAUUUGAUGAUAAUGCAUGUGUAGCUGGCUGCAGCCCGACUGACUUAAGUCCACUGAUCUAUCUAUAAGUGACCGAAAGCCAAGCAACUGAGUGUCAGGAUGUCGGAUUCAGACAGCGAUGAAGACCAAGACCGUCCCUUCUCUCUCGCUGGCUUCCUCUUUGGGAAUAUCAACGAAGAUGGGCAGUUGGAGGGUGACAGCGUGCUGGACACGGAGUGUAAGAAGCACCUGGCCGGCCUGGGCUCCCUCGGCCUGGGGACGCUCAUCACAGAGAUCACGGCCAGCGAAGACGACGACCCCGACGAGGACAGGGACACCGGGGGCACAGAUGCCGAGGGCUGGGUGAAGAGCACCGAAGACGCGGUGGAUUACUCCGACAUCAGCGAGGUGGCCGAGGACGAGACCAAGAAGUACCGUCACGCUAUGGGGACCCUCCAGCCCACCAGGAGGACAGAUGAUGAGGAUGACUACGAUGCCGACUGUGAAGACAUCGACGCCAAGCUGAUGCCCCCCCCUCCUCCACCUAUCGUCCCCACCCAGGGCAAGAAAGAGGAAUCGGCCCCACAGACGGCCAGUGUUGGUGAUGAAGGAGAUGGAAUCAUCCUGCCCUCCAUCAUCGCCCCCUCCUCCCUGGGAGACAAGGUGGACUUCAGCAGCUCCUCAGACUCUGAGUCCGAGACGGACCGCCCCGGCCCGGGCUCCGGAGCUGGGGGCCCCCCGGGCUGCCUCACCCUGCCCCUGGCUGGCAUCAUGCAGAAGGACGCCGCCAAAGCUCUCCCGGGGGUCACGGAGCUCUUCCCAGUGUUCAGACCCGGAAGAGUUCUGCGAUUCCUCCGUCUGUUUGGCCCCGGGAAGAACAUGCCGUCGGUGUGGAGGAGCGCCCGGAGGAAGCGGAGGAGGAAGCAUCGCGACCCCCAGCCUGGGACGCCGCCCCCGGAGGGGGAGCCCAUGGACCAGGGCUCCGAGCUGAAGUCUGGCUGGGAGUACGAAUACGCCUCCGCUCCACCCCCAGAGCAGUGUCUCUCGGAUGACGAGAUCACCAUGAUGGCCCCGGUCGAGUCCAAGUUCUCCCAGGCCUCGGGGGACGGCGACAAGGUGGCCGAGUCGCGUCCCAAGGUGGCCGAGUGGCGCUACGGGCCGGCCCAGCUGUGGUACGACAUGCUGGGGGUGCCCGAGGACGGCAGCGGCUUCCAGUACGGCUUCAGACUGAAGGAGGAGAACGACGACGAGAAGGAGGAGGAGCCCGAACCGGCGCCGCAACCUCCCGCGGAGGAGAUGACGGGCGAGGAGAGCCAGGAGAAAGAGACUCUGGAGAACGAGCUCUUCCUCAUGGUCACCCAGCUUCAGUGGGAGGACGACAUCAUCUGGAACGGCGAGGACGUGAAACACAAAGGCACUAAGACCCAGCGAGCCAGCCUGGCCGGGUGGCUGCCCUCGAGCAUGACGCGCAACGCCAACGCCUACAACGCGCAGCAGGGUCUUAGCAGAAGUAACUCCCAGCUGGUGCCUCCCACCCCUCCACCCAUGCCCAAACCCCCCUCGCUCUCCGGGUCCAAGCGGGACAAACACAACCAUGACCACCAAGCCUCCCACGAGGACGACGCCCCCUGGUUCUCCAUCUUCCCCAUCGACAACGAGGAGCUGGUGUACGGGCGCUGGGAGGACAACAUCAUCUGGGACGACCAGGCCAUGGACCGCUUGCUGUCCCCCCCGGUCCUCACCCUGGACCCCAACGACGAGAACAUCAUCUUAGAGAUCCCAGAUGAGAAGGAGGAGAGGACGUCCCAUUCUCCGUCCAAGGAGAACAAGAAGGAGUCGGCCCUGAAGAAGAGUCGCAUCCUGCUGGGGAAGACCGGGGUGAUCAAAGACGAGCCCCAGCAGAACAUGUCCCAGCCGGAGGUGAAGGACCAGUGGAACCUUUCCAACGACGAGUUCUACUACCCCAAGCAGCAGGGCCUGAGGGGAACGUUUGGGGGCAACAUCAUUCAGCACUCCAUCCCGGCCGUGGAGCUCAGACAGCCGUUCUUCCCCACCCACAUGGGCCCCAUGAAGCUCCGUCAGUUCCACCGGCCCUCCCUGAAGAAGUACUCGUUCGGCACCCUGUCCCAGCCAGGCCCCCACGCCUCCCAGCCUCUGCUCAAACAGAUCAAGAAGAAGGCCAAGAUGCGAGAGCAGGAGCGCCAGGCUUCGGGCGGCGGCGACAUGUUCUUCAUGCGCACCGCCCAGGACCUGACGGGGAAAGACGGCGACCUGAUCCUGGCGGAGUACAGCGAGGAAUACCCCCCGCUCAUCAUGCAAGUCGGCAUGGCAACCAAGAUCAAGAACUACUACAAAAGAAAACCAGGGAAGGAUCCUGGAGCUCCAGACUGCAAGUACGGAGAGACGGUUUACUGCCACACCUCGCCCUUCCUGGGAUCCCUCCACCCUGGGCAGCUCCUACCGGCUUUCGAGAACAACCUGUUCCGCGCGCCCAUCUACCUCCACAAGAUGCCCGAGACGGACUUCCUGGUGCUGCGUACGCGGCAAGGCUACUUCGUCCGUGAGCUGGUAGAUAUCUUCGUUGUCGGCCAGGAGUGUCCUCUCUACGAGGUCCCCGGGCCCAACUCCAAACGGGCCAACACCCACAUCCGAGACUUCCUACAGGUGUUCAUCUAUCGGUUGUUCUGGAAGAGCAAAGACCGGCCGCGGAGGAUUCGCAUGGAGGACAUCAAGAAGGCCUUCCCUUCCCAUUCGGAGAGCAGCAUCCGCAAACGCCUCAAACUCUGCGCCGACUUCAAGCGGACAGGGAUGGACUCCAACUGGUGGGUGCUGAAGCCUGACUUCAGGCUGCCCACGGAGGAGGAGAUCCGGGCCAUGGUUUCCCCCGAGCAGUGCUGCGCCUACUACAGCAUGCUGGUGGCCGAGCAGAGACUCAAGGAUGCCGGCUAUGGGGAAAAGUCUUUCUUUGCCCCCGAGGAGGAAAACGAAGAAGACUUCCAGAUGAAGAUUGACGACGAGGUCCGCACGGCGCCCUGGAACACGACGCGAGCCUUCAUCGCCGCCAUGAAGGGGAAGUGCCUGCUGGAGGUGACGGGGGUGGCUGACCCCACCGGCUGUGGAGAGGGCUUCUCCUACGUCAAAGUCCCAAACAAGCCCACUCAGCAGAAGGACGACCGAGAGCCGCAGCCCGCCAAGAAGACGGUCACGGGCACCGACGCCGACCUGCGGCGGCUGUCGCUCAAGAACGCCAAGCAGCUGCUGCGCAAGUUCGGCGUCCCCGAGGAAGAGAUCAAGAAGCUCUCGCGGUGGGAAGUGAUCGACGUGGUGAGGACCAUGUCCACGGAGCAGGCGCGCUCCGGCGAGGGGCCCAUGAGCAAGUUCGCCCGGGGCUCCCGCUUCUCCGUGGCCGAACACCAGGAGCGCUACAAAGAGGAGUGCCAGAGGAUCUUCGACCUGCAGAACAAGGUGUUGGAGUCCACCGAGGUCCUGUCCACCGACACGGACAGCAGCUCGGCGGAGGACAGCGACUUUGAGGAGAUGGGGAAGAACAUCGAGAACAUGCUGCAGAACAAGAAGACCAGCUCGCAGCUGUCCCGCGAGAGGGAGGAGCAGGAGCGGAAGGAGCUGCAGAGGAUGCUGAUGGGCGAGGAGAGCGACCGCGACCACAAGGGGCGCAAGGAGCGCCGCAAGGGCUUCUCCAGCGCCUUGUCCACCAGCUCCCACAAAGACGACGACACGUCCUCGGUUACCAGCCUGAACUCGUCGGCUACGGGGCGCCGCCUCAAGAUCUACCGCACGUUCCGGGACGAGGACGGCAAGGAGUACGUCCGCUGCGAGACGGUGCGCAAGCCCUCCGUCAUUGACGCCUACACACGCAUCCGCACCACCAAGGACGACGACUUCAUAAGGAAGUUUGCGCUGUUCGACGAGCAGCACCGGGAGGAGAUGAGGAAAGAGCGGCGGCGCAUCCAGGAGCAGCUCCGGAGGCUGAAGAGGAACCAGGAGAAGGACAAGUUCAAGGGUCCUCCGGAGAAGAAGGCCAAGAAGGUCAAGGAGAGGCCUGACCUCAAGCUGAAGUGCGGAGCGUGCGGCGCCAUCGGACACAUGCGCACCAACAAGUUCUGCCCGCUGUACUACCAGACCAACGCGCCGCCCUCCAACCCCGUCGCCAUGACGGAAGAGCAGGAGGAGGAGCUGGAGAAGACGGUGAUCCACAACGACAACGAGGAGCUCAUCAAGGUGGAGGGCACCAAGAUCGUCCUGGGCAAGCAGCUCAUCGAGAGUGCCGACGAGGUGCGCAGGAAGUCUCUGGUGCUCAAGUUCCCCAAACAGCAGCUGCCUCCCAAGAAGAAGAGGCGUGUUGGAUCGGCCGUGCACUGUGACUACCUGAACAGGCCGCACAAGUCCAUCCACCGGAGACGCACCGACCCCAUGGUGACCCUGUCCUCGGUCCUGGAGAGCGUCAUCAACGACAUGAGGGAUCACCCCAAUACCUAUCCCUUCCACACCCCGGUCAACGCCAAGGUGGUCAAGGACUACUACAAGAUCAUCACGCGGCCCAUGGACCUGCAGACCCUGAGGGAGAACGUGCGCAAGCGCAUGUACCCGUCCCGGGACGAGUUCCGCGAGAACGUGGAGGUCAUCGUCAAGAACAGCGGCACCUACAACGGGGCGAAGCAUCCAAUCACCCAGGUGGCUCAGUCCAUGCUGGACCUCUGUGAUAUGAAGCUGAAAGAGAAAGAAGACAGGCUGGUGAGACUGGAGAAGGCCAUCAACCCACUGCUGGACGAUGACGACCAGGUGGCCUUCUCAUUCAUCCUGGACAACAUCGUCACUCAGAAGAUGAUGGCCGUGCCUGACUCAUGGCCGUUCCACCAUCCCGUCAACAAGAAGUUUGUCCCAGAUUAUUACAAAGUGAUCGUCAGCCCCAUGGAUCUGGAGAACCUCCGCAAGAACAUCUCCAAACACAAGUACCAGAACCGGGACGUGUUCCUGUUCGACGUCACUCUCGUCCACACCAACAGCGUCAAGUACAACGGUCCAGACAGCCCUUACACCAAAACGGCCCUUGACAUCGUCAACGUGUGCAAGCAGACCCUGGCGGAGUACGACGAGCACCUCACCCAGCUGGAGAAGGACAUCUCCACGGCUAAAGAGGCGGCCCUGGACGCGGCCGACCUGGACGGGCUGGAUCCCCUCACCCCGGGACCCUACACACCCCAGCCGUCUGAUCUGUUUGACAGCGUGGGCUCAGGGGGCCUGCAGAGAGACGCGGGCCUGUUCUCUGAGGGACCUCUCCUGGCCGCUCCAGAGAAGAGAGGAGGGCAGGGUCGCCACGGCAGGAGGCUAGGGGAGGAGGAGUCUGACGUCGACAUCGAAGGCUUUGAGGAGGACGAUGACGGCAAGCCCAAGACCCCCGCUCCUGCGGAGGACGGCGAAGGCGACCUGGACGACGACGAGGACGACGAGGAGAUGCUGCUGCCGCCCCGCCGGCGCCUGCUGGGCCACGAGGACGAGGAGGAGGACGAGGAGGAGGAGGGCGAGGGGGAGGGAGGCUUCAGCCGGGGCCAGCCCCAGGCCAGUGUGCUCUACCAGGACCUGCUCAUGUCCGACGGGGAGGACGACGCCAGCGAGGAAGAGGGGGACAACCCGUUCUCCUCAAUCCACCUGUCGGAGAGCGGCAGCGACUCAGACCGGGAGGUGGAGCUGCGGCCCCCGGCUCCGCCCAGGCCCCACCCGGAGACGGCCCGCAUGGACCUGGAGCAGGAGGAGAGCAUGAUGUCCUACGAGGGGGAGGAGGGGCCCGACCACCCGCACAUGGAGGACAGCAACGUCAGCUAUGGGAGCUAUGAGGAGACUGACGGCCAGGCUCCAACGCAGGCCCCGGGCAUGGGCAACGGCGAGGGCUAUGGCAUCAGCGAGGAGGAGGAGGAGGAGGAGGAGGAAGACGCUCAGAGGAGGGGCCCCAGCGUGCUGACCCAGGCCCAGCUGAGCGAAGACGACGAGGACAGCGAAGAGUUUCGAUCCAUCGGGGGGGACAGCGACGUCGAGUCUGACAACUAGUAAAACCUUUGGACCCCCAACUCUUCUCGCUCUCUUUCAAUCCCUUUCUUGUGACAAUUUAAAAGCAAACAUAGUAUGUCUGUCUUCACCAUUCAUGCAUUGCUGGCCUUGAGAAAGCUUCUUUUUGUACAAAGAAUGUUUGAAUUCCAUACUUGAUGCUUUUAAUCAAUGUCUUCUAAAUGGUACAUUCUUUUCAAUGUACCAAAACAUGUGUGUGUAUAUAGACUUGUUUUUCGUUUUUUUUUACGCUCAUGUAAGUUGCUAACGUUGCAGUGCAUUUUGUUGUUGAUAUUGAACUUGUACAAUCUCAAAUGAAGCUUUCGAAGCAAGUUGGAUAGUUUGAUCUCAUUCUUGCAAUUGUACAGCUGUCAAGGUUUUUUUUCAGUUUGGUGCUUCGCUGAGGUGAAUAAAUGCUGACAUGAAGCCUU
Messenger RNA from Hypomesus transpacificus, 6742 nucleotides. RefSeq names its product TAF1 RNA polymerase II, TATA box binding protein (TBP)-associated factor (gene taf1). NCBI's taxonomy places the organism in Eukaryota, Metazoa, Chordata, Actinopteri, Osmeriformes, Osmeridae. Gene Ontology annotation, molecular function: TBP-class protein binding; RNA polymerase II general transcription initiation factor binding; histone acetyltransferase activity. Gene Ontology annotation, biological process: DNA-templated transcription initiation; RNA polymerase II preinitiation complex assembly; transcription by RNA polymerase II. The transcript is spliced from 41 exons. The record is from RefSeq and is a predicted model, not a curated record. The coding region runs from base 372 to 6314 and encodes 1980 amino acids. Gene Ontology annotation, cellular component: transcription factor TFIID complex.